GUUUUACACUUGAGUGGAAGGGCAUACUGGAACACGCUGUAGUUCCCAAAUCACCAUGGCAGCAUCGCACCAGAAUACCAGGAGCCCAGUGAGGGAAGGAGUUGUUGGCUUUAUGUUGGGAGCAGUGGGGGGAUGCGCACUGGGAGUUACAGAGACACCAGCUGACCAGGCCAUGGCUGAGAUCAUUACAGGGUCACUAUUGAAGCCAAUCACAGAUGGUGUGAAGACUGUGGGCCCUCUGGGGCUGGGGACUCUACUGGGAGCGACUGCAAUAACUUCAGCAAUGACGACAGCCAUAGCAGGUGUGAGUGGAGCUGCCUUAGCUGCUUUGCUGCUCAUAAGGUUAAAGAGUAAUGGGGUGGCGGGUCUAGGAGGGUUUGAGUGGCUCACUGCUGGGCUGGUUGCAGCCCUGAGCACCACAGCCUGUGGAGCGGCACUCGGGUUCGCCAUAGAGCACCUCACCCGCAAGUCUGGAAUAGUGGCAUUACUCUGGGCUCUGGGGAUAUUCACCAUACUGAAGAUGCUGGUUCACGUGUCCGUGCAGCUGACAUGCAGGGAGAUGGAGAGUCACAGUCUCCUGCAGCUCAGCACCGGGGCCCAGGAGUGGGAGCAGAGCAGACUGGAAGCCAUGGAGGCCGAGCAGAGAGAGAGAGUGACGGUGGAGAUCGAACAGAGGAUCAUUGCUUUGGAGACCAAGAAUGGGGAGGAGGGGCCCGAGCACAGAGCUGCCUGGGAGGCCCACCGGCAGGAGAGAGAGGAAAUGGAGAGGCUGCGGAAGGAGGCGGGCGAGCAGAGGACGGUCCAGCAGCGCCUGACGAAUCUUAUGCCAAAAUAUGUGGAAUAUUUGGCCUUCUCCGGGAUUCCGAUGACGGUGACUGCAGUUGUGACUGCUGGCUUUGGGAUCUUUGGAUAUGGAGAGUACCGAUUUGUGUUUGUCAUCCUGUUAACUCUGGUGCUUUGCAUGGCCUUCAUGCUAAUGAGGUCAAUGCAUUUACACUUCUGGAUGUUCACUGGCUGCGUAGGAAUGUUUGCCACGUUUGCCACUGCUGUGCUGACGGUGCAUGCGGGACAGGAGGCUGCAGGGUUGGCUUUAAGGAUGCAGCAGGUGGGACAGAUGCUGAGUAAUGAAACCAUCGUGGUUCAGAUGGACCACAGAUCAUCGCUAGAGGCCAUAGCAGCUGGCUUCUUUGUGUCAAAAGUGUGUCAAGUUGGCUUAGGGGCUACUGUUGGAGGUCCACUGAAUCCGAAGGUUUUGGACAAAGCCAUAGUGGGAGGAUGUGUGGCAACGGUAGCUAUUCUUUCAAUAGUUGAGGCCUCAUCUGUGAUUCUUGGGGUUGGUGGGGUGACAGGGGCAUUACUGGGGGCUGUAGGUGCAGCUGGUUUGUCUCUGGGGGCAGCUGCAGCUGUAGCAGUUCAGUGCUCCUCAUGGGCAGGAACAAUAAGCACUACAGCUGGAAUGCUCUUUGCUGCUUUAGCCAUUGGAAAGUGGAACAUUGUUAACACUGGGCUGCAUGUGCUUGUUGCCUACAUGUUUGCGAUGAUAAACCCUUAUUGA
Messenger RNA from Electrophorus electricus (electric eel), 1555 nucleotides. RefSeq lists its product as uncharacterized. The record is from RefSeq and is a predicted model, not a curated record. NCBI's taxonomy places the organism in Eukaryota, Metazoa, Chordata, Actinopteri, Gymnotiformes, Gymnotidae.